ACGCGCAUCGCUUGCCCCGCCCCUAACAUUUUGACAGACUUUUCUUAUAUAACGACCCGAAACUUUAGCGAUUUUACCCUCGCCUUCGUUAAUGGUAAACUGGUUUGCAAAAUAAAAAAAAGAAACAAGCAUGUCUGAAAGAGCUGUUCUGCACUACUUCAAUGGAAGGGGAAAGAUGGAAUCAAUCCGCUGGCUCCUGACAGUGGUGGAAGCUGAGUUUGAUGAGGUUUACCUGACGACGAGGGAACAGUAUGAAAAACUUCUGAAUGAUGGAUCGCUCAUGUUUCAGCAAGUUCCCCUGGUGGAAAUCGAUGGCAUGAAACUGGUUCAGACAAAAGCCAUUCUGCAUUACAUUGCAGAGAAGUACAACCUCCAUGGAAAAGAUAUUAAAGAGCGUGCAAUGGUCAACAUGUACGCAGAGGGAUUGAUUGAUCUUAUGGAGAUGAUAAUGAUGUUACCCUUUGUUGCUGACCCCAAACCAAAACUGGAAAACAUUGAGAGUAAAGCAAAAGAACGUUACCUCCCUGUGUUUGAGAAGGCCCUGACUGGACCCGUUUACCUGGUAGGAGGUAAACUAAGCUAUGCAGAUGUGCUCCUGCUGGAAUGCACUCUGAUGCUGGAGGAAAAGUUUACCGGCAUUCUUGGCGGCUUUCCCAAUGUCAAGUCAUUUCAGGGCAGAAUGAUCCAAAUUCCAGCUGUCAGCAGAUUUUUGCAGCCAGGCAGUAAGAGGAAGCCUCAGCCGGAUGAGAAGUACAAGAAGACCGUUAUGGAAGUGUUCAAAAUCACUGGUCCGUUGGCCCCUUAAGAACUACUCAAGGCCCGCUACAUUCCACAAGUUAUUAGCAUGAUUGCCAGUAACUUAUCUCUGAUUAUGCCACUUUGAGGAGAAACAAGACUGUCUAACACGAAUAAGCCAAUCUGUGUAGUGUAAAAGCAUUUGUGUACUUUUUUUCUAACAGCAUAGAGGUGUUUAAUGUAAGAAUAUCAAUAAAAGUAUUUUUGUGCAACAGAA
Molecule: messenger RNA, 1012 nt
Organism: Oryzias melastigma (Indian medaka)
Lineage: Eukaryota; Metazoa; Chordata; Actinopteri; Beloniformes; Adrianichthyidae
Gene: gsta.1
Product: glutathione S-transferase, alpha tandem duplicate 1
Exons: 7
Coding region: 131-805 (224 amino acids)
Biological process (GO): glutathione metabolic process
Molecular function (GO): glutathione transferase activity
Source: RefSeq, a predicted model, not a curated record